GUCUGCGGGCCAUACGUUUGACACCCCCGCUUUAGACACACAAAUGAACUGUUCAGCGUUGGUUCAUAUAAACCCUGAGAAACUGUGCAGGAGCAAAGAAGACAGAACGGGUCAGAAAAUAACAAGCACUGUUUUCAUCCACACAAGAAUGGCUGUGAAAUCUCUGGCUCUGUGGCUGCUGAUCGUGGGGACGCUGGCGCCUCAGCUCUGCUGUCAACACUGGUCGUACGGACUGAGCCCAGGAGGGAAGAGGGAAGUGGACGGCCUGUCAGAGACACUGGGCAAUGUCGAUGUGGCGUUUCCUCACAUGGACUCACCCUGCGGUGUGUCAGGCUGUGCAGAGGAGCCACCCUUUGGCCGCGUUUACAGGAUGAAAGGGUUUCUUGGCAGAGGAAAUGGACACAGGACGUAUAGAAAAUGACGAGCACGGGAUUCUGCGAUAAAUAAAUCAUUGUAUCUGCAUGA
Solea senegalensis (Senegalese sole) is the source of this 465-nucleotide messenger RNA. RefSeq names its product progonadoliberin-1-like. Gene Ontology annotation, molecular function: hormone activity. Lineage: Eukaryota; Metazoa; Chordata; Actinopteri; Pleuronectiformes; Soleidae. The record is from RefSeq and is a predicted model, not a curated record. Gene Ontology annotation, cellular component: extracellular region. Bases 44 to 421 code for a protein of 125 amino acids. Gene Ontology annotation, biological process: multicellular organism development. The transcript is spliced from 5 exons.